GCUACGGCAGUGACGUAUGCGGAUGUCCCAGAAUGCCGCUGUGUGCCAGCGCAGCAGUGAUCAAUGAUCAGCAGUAACAUUACAUUAUUGAGAAAGAAAUGAACAGUAAACGAGACUGAUCAAUUACCGAUGAGUUAGUUAUACAUUAGACACGCGGAGUGACUCUUUUUUACGUCAUCAGUCUGUGUGUGUCACGUCAAUGAAAUCCGGCUAGAGAUCAUUCUCAUCGUAAUCUUCAUUAUUAUUAUUAUAACGUUAACUGAUCAAACACACGUACGCGAGCAAUGGCCAGUCCCAGAACAAGACGCGUGCUGAAGGAGGUGCGCACAGAAGAUGAAAAUAAUGUGUGUUUCGAGUGUGGUGCAUUUAAUCCGCAGUGGGUGAGUGUUACGUAUGGUAUCUGGAUCUGUUUGGAAUGUUCGGGCAAACACAGAGGCCUCGGCGUCCAUCUCAGCUUUGUACGAUCAGUCUCAAUGGACAAAUGGAAGGACGUUGAGCUGGAGAAGAUGAAAGCUGGAGGAAACGGAAAGUUUCGUUUGUUUCUCGAGCUGCAAGGCGACUAUGAUCCCAGUUGGAAUUUACAGGAAAAAUACAACAGCAAAGCUGCUGCUCUUUUCAGAGACAAGGUGGCCACUCUUGCUGAAGGAAAUGAAUGGUCUAUUGAGAAUUCCCCUGCUCGUGAUUGGACGCCUCCUCAAGCAAAGACAGGCCUGAGCUCCGCCCACCGGUCCAGCGGCGGGGUGGCUCAGAAUAACGCUCGCUCCACUGAUAAAGCCUUUGAGGACUGGCUAACAGAUGAUGUCAACUCUUAUCAAAAUGCUGGAGGUUGUGGGCCGCAGGAGAAUCGAUACGUGGGUUUCGGUAACACUCCAAACCCACCCAAGAAAGAUGAGGACUUCAUUAAUAACGCCAUGUCCUCCAUCUACUCGGGUUGGAGCAGUUUCGCUGUUGGAGCCAGUAAAUUUGCAUCUGUUGCUAAAGACAGUACCUCAAAACUGGCCGGCCAAGCCACUCUGAAGUUACGUGGUUAUAAGCCUCCCCCUGAGCCGGCUGCAGAAUUGGGUCAAACAAUAAAUGAAUCUGUUAUCAAACCCACACAGGAGAAGGUGAAGGAAGGAAAGUUAUUUGAUGAAAUGGCCGUCAACAUCACAGGUCUGGCCACAAAGGUUCAGGGUGCCGGUGCGAAGGGCUGGAAUGAUGUGACGUCAUUCUUCAGUGGAAAACCAGAUGCCGCCGAUGAUGGUUCUGCAUAUCAGGAAGGUUAUCAGAGCAAAGAUUCCUGCAGUAGUCAGGAUGCCGGAGGUUGUAAGCAGGAUUUCUGGGAGACUUUCGGCAGUAACUCUGCUCUCAGCAGCGCCUCUGUGCAGAAGAACAGUAGUGCAGACGGCUGGGAGAGCUGGGACAACGACUGGGACAAGAGCACCAAGAAUCCCUCCAAACCUGCUGAAGAGACCUGGGAUAACAGCGGCUGGUAGAUGAACAACACGCUCGCUGUGUAAUGCUUGUGUAACUCUUGUGAAGUGUGUUUGUUGUGUCUCUGGACGUCGUCUUCAGUGUGCUCAGAGUUUGAGUGGAUCUUCACCUGCUUUUCCUCUAGAGUUCAUAAACAUGUUUUUGAUGGAAACCCGUUCAUUUAUUAACACUGUUCACAGUAUACCAGCAGUCGUUCAUAAGCAUGAGGUAUUGACUUUUUUUUUUUAUUUUUAGAUCCGUUUUUUUUUUACUUUGGUGGGCUUAUUUUGUUUCUAUCACAGUCCUUCUCCUCAUAAAAACAUGAUUUAAAUCAAGAACAAAGCAUGGAAAGGCCCGUGAGCUCAUGUGGCAAAGAGCAGUUCGUUUUUUAUUCCCUAUAUAACAGUACUCUUGGGUUGUUUGCUGUAUUUUUAUUGUAAAAUACACCCUUGAUGGGCUAUAUGAUAUUUAAUAUUGGCAUUAUUACAUACCAUGGACAUGCUCUGUGUCCCAGAUGUGUAUUAUUUGAUGAGACAUCUGGACGUACUGACUGUACCAUCUUGUUCCGUGGUGAAGCCAGAACACAACACAUGUUGUGAUGAGUGACAGCUUCUUCUGAUAAAUGCUAUAAUAAAGUCUAUUCAAUGACA
This is a messenger RNA of Triplophysa dalaica, 2102 nucleotides long. RefSeq names its product ADP-ribosylation factor GTPase activating protein 1 (gene arfgap1). Gene Ontology annotation, cellular component: Golgi membrane. The coding region runs from base 285 to 1475 and encodes 396 amino acids. The record is from RefSeq and is a predicted model, not a curated record. Gene Ontology annotation, biological process: regulation of endocytosis; regulation of ARF protein signal transduction. Gene Ontology annotation, molecular function: GTPase activator activity. The transcript has 14 exons. NCBI's taxonomy places the organism in Eukaryota, Metazoa, Chordata, Actinopteri, Cypriniformes, Nemacheilidae.